Mycosarcoma maydis (corn smut) is the source of this 4386-nucleotide messenger RNA. RefSeq names its product transcriptional regulator SIN3. Bases 1 to 4386 code for a protein of 1461 amino acids. The transcript has 3 exons. The record is from RefSeq and is a predicted model, not a curated record. Gene Ontology annotation, biological process: negative regulation of transcription by RNA polymerase II. Gene Ontology annotation, cellular component: chromatin; Sin3-type complex. NCBI's taxonomy places the organism in Eukaryota, Fungi, Basidiomycota, Ustilaginomycetes, Ustilaginales. Gene Ontology annotation, molecular function: transcription corepressor activity.
AUGGCGACCCUCAACGUUAAGGAUGCGCUCUCCUACCUGGACCAGGUCAAGGUCCAGUUUGCCGAGCACCCUGAUGUCUACAACCGCUUCCUCGAUAUCAUGAAAGACUUCAAGAGCCAGUCCAUUGAUACUCCCGGCGUCAUCGAGAGAGUCUCAACCCUGUUCCGCGGCCAUCCUAGCCUCAUUCAGGGCUUCAACACGUUCCUGCCUCCGGGUUACCGCAUCGAAUGCAGCUUGGAUCCGAGCGAAAGCAAUCUCAUCACCGUCACUACGCCCACAGGCACCACCACGCAGACUCCAGGCGGCGUCGGCAUCGCUGGCGCCAUCAACCGCAUGAGCGGAGCCUCGUCUGGUCCGCCUCCGGGGCCUAGGGGGCCUGGCGGUAUGGGCAUGAUGCACGGCUCCGCGCCGCGACACGCUGAACAGCCUCCUUCGCACAUGCAUCCUCCUCCGCACUCUCAUGAUGGUCCUCCCGGCGCUAUGCAGUACAUGGGUGGCCCUCCCGGUCAUUCCAUGUCUCAUGGUCCAGGCGGCGCCAGCUUUCCAGGCCCUGGCGGUCCUCAGCAUCCCGGUCACGGUCCAAGUCCGGGUCCGGGUCCCAUGGGGCCUGUGCCACCUCACCAUGCCCAUGGUCGUCCUCAAUCACCCAUGUCUAUGGGCCCUGGUGGCGCCCCCCAAGGUGGAGCUGGUCCUGGCGCUCAUGCGGGCCCGUCUGGACCGAUGACGCCUGUCCAGGAUCCCAAGCGUCCGCCUGUCGAGUUCAAUCACGCCAUCAACUAUGUGAACAAGAUCAAGCAGCGCUUCUCGCAAGAUCCUGAUACCUACAAGCAGUUCCUCGAGAUUCUGCAGACGUACCAGAAGGAGCAGCGUCCCAUCCACGACGUCUAUGCACAAGUCACUGUCCUCUUUGAGAAUGCAAAAGAUCUCCUCGACGAGUUCAAGCAGUUCCUCCCGGAUACCUCCGCCGGAUCCCAGCCCAGUGGCGGCCUCUUCAACAUGCUUGGCCAGGUCACUUCUGGUCUCGGCGGCAACGCUGCCGGGGCCCCAGCUCCUGGCGCCAUACCAGGCCAGCAGGGCUUCAGAGGCGGUCCUGCAGAUGCGCCCGACGCCAGUCGCAAGGCCGCCACUGGCGCGAUCCCUGGCGCCCCAGGCGCGCCAUCGUCCGGCUCGCGCAAGAAGCGCAGCGGCGCCAACGAGUCCGGCAAGCCCAGCUCCGGCAAGACCAAAAAGUCAAAGCACGGCCACAAGGCUGAACAGCGCACUCCUCCCCUUCGCCAAGAGCCCAUGCCAGCUUCACCUACCUUUGCACACCCAGGACAGAUGCACCACGUCUACGGUAUCGAUGGUAUGGUCGCUGCCGAAGCUACUGGUCUCGUACCUCAAGGGACCGUGGUCAAUGGCCUCUCCCUUGGUCAGCCGCAAGCUCCCCUUGCGACGCUCGACGAAGUUGCCUUUUUUGAUCGCGUCAAAAAGCAUAUCGACGACCGCACCACCUACCUUGACUUCCUCAAGCUGCUCAAUCUUUACACGCAGGAUAUCAUCGAUGUCAAGACGCUCGUCGAUCGAGCCGCUCUCUUCAUUGGCGGCAAUCGCGAGCUCUUCGCCACAUUCAAGGGUCUCUGCGGUUACGACAUGGGCCGUCACGGCUGGCUUGACAACGAGGACCCCAUUGUCGAGAAUGUUCCCGCUCCGCUCCGUGAGAGGGUCGACCUCAACAAUUGCAAAGUUUACGGCGCAUCGUACCGCAAGCUGCCAAAGUCCGAGGUCAACCUGGCUUGCUCUGGUCGAGACCCCAUGUGCUGGGAGGUUCUCAACGACAGCUGGGUCAGUCAUCCUACGUGGGCUUCCGAGGGAGAAGGGUUUAACCCGCACAAGAAGAAUCCGUACGAGGACGCGCUCUAUCGGUCUGAGGAAGAGAGACAUGAGUACGACUACCACAUCGAAGCCAAUCUGAGGACUAUCGCGCUGCUCGAGCCCAUCGCCGCGCGCAUCUCGACCAUGGACAACGAGGAAAAGGCCGCUUUCCGACUUAAACCUGGUCUCGGCGGACAGAGCAAGAGCAUCUACCAGCGAGUCAUCAAGAAGGUCUACGGUCGCGAGCAGGGUCUCGAGGUCAUCAACGCGCUCCAUGACACGCCAUGUGUCUCGGUUCCCAUCGUACUGCACAGGCUCAAGCAGAAGGACGAGGAGUGGAAACGAGCGCAGCGCGAAUGGAACAAGGUUUGGCGUGAGGUCGAUGCGAGAAACUACUACAAGAGUCUCGACCACCAGGGCGUCAACUUCAAGGCUUCCGACAAGAAGGCUAUCACCGCCAAAGCUUUCAUUGCCGAGAUCGAGGCGCGAAAACUUCAGCAGCAGCAGCGCAGACUAAGCAUGGAUCCAACCCUGCCUCGCCCAAAGCCCCGUCACCAGCUCGUCUAUGUCAUGGAUGACAUGCACGUAUUGACUGAUGUUCUCAAGCUUGCAUUCAGCUACCUCGACCGCGCUACGGGAAGCUACAGCUCCAGCGACCGAGAGAGGAUCGAGGCUUUCCUGCGUGCCUUUGUUCCCAAGCUCCUCGCCAUCGAUGUCGCUGAAUUUGAAGAGCUACUCAAUGGCGACGUGGAUCUGGACGAAGAGGAUACCAAGAGCAAUGCUGACGACGACACGAGAAGCGAAGGUACUGCUGCCGAUGAUGACACCGAUGCUUCGUCCUCUGCAUCUGGCUCGGCUGCCCGUCGGGGCAAGAAACAGGCUGCUGAUCUGCGAAAGAAGAUUCUCAAGAACCAAGCCGAGACAUCAAAGCAGAACGAUGACGGUGUAGAGGAGUCUGCAGAUGCGACAGGCGCUGCUGCAUCUGCCAAUGCACGUGCCUCGAGCCCUACCAUUGUCGCAGAUGUCGAUUCUGCGGCUGAAGCGCUGGCCAACCAGAACUCCAACACGGUCGCUCCAGCGGUUGCUUUGUCCGAGGAUGUGGACAUGGAAGAUGCUCCCAAGGCUGCCGGUUCCACUGCAGAUGCCGCGAACGAAGCUGCAGCAGAUAAGCCAACAGGCUCAAACCCUGUAGCUGACCAGAGUGCUGCAGCCGAUGCGACGAAGGCCGCUGAUGCUCCCAAGGAGAGCGCAACAGAGGAAUUACUUGAUGCCGAAGAGCCUUCUGGCACGAAGGCUUCCACAUGGAUCAACACCGACCUCGAUGCUACGUUUGACUCGCAAAAGGGUCACAAUGUCAGCGUCCGCGACGUUGUCGAGGACCAAGAUGGGUCGAACGCAUCUGCUAGACCCGUCAACUUCUUCUGCAACAGCCAAUACUUUGUUUUUAUCCGCUUGCUGCAAUUGCUGUACUCGCGCCUACAGAAGGUCAAGACUCUCGGCAACGAGAUGGCCAACAAGCAACCUCUUCGGAGCAAGAUAAAUCCUCUAGCCAUCGAACUCGGGCUCCAGGAUGGUGGCAGUGGGCCAGCCGCAGUCGUGGGCGCAGCUGCCAACUCGUCAAGUCUAGGUCCUGUCGCACCCACCAACGAGGAAGCAGGUCUUACACUGCAUCCUUCGCGCUAUUAUGACACGCUGCUCGACAUGUGCGAAAAGCUGUUUGACGGCGACGUCGAUCAAGGCACUUAUGAGGAGAGCGUGAGAUACAUGUACGGAAUCGAGGGCUAUAUUGUCUUCACCUUGGACAAAGUGAUCGGUGCCAUGAUCAAGGUGGUGCAAUUCCUCACCACCGACAGCAAGUGCCAAGAGAUGCAGGCCAUCAUGGAAGCCAAUCGUGUCAAUGCACAGAGCACUCUCACCAGCUACCGACAGCAGAUUGCUGACCGCAUGGCUGCGGAGGGCUUGAUCGGUAAGGAUGAGAGCCUCUUCCGUCUCGAAUGGGUGCCUUCCUCUUGCACUCUGCUAAUUCAAAUGCUGUCCAAAGACGACCUCACUUUAGACGACGCCAGGACGGCCGAACAGAGCUGGCUGCACUACAUGUCGAGCUUCAGCCUAUGGACCCCGACCGAAGGUCUUCCUGCCGAGGCACAGGCCCCGUUCAUUAAGCGAUCGCUCUCAGGUAACGGCACAACGGACAGCGAUGCCAGUGAAGCACGUUACGUGACGAGGAGUGGGCUCGAGAUUCGCAUCUGCCUGCGCACUUUGAAGCUCUUCUUUGCACACGGCACCGAGGACGUCUUCGUUCGUAUUCGAGCCAAAGAAGAGACGGACGAGCUUGAUCGCAAGGCUGCCGUUGUCAGCAAGCGCCGAACGCGGCGAUGGAAUGAGUGGCUCUCGGCUCGGCGACAGGCGAUCGACAUCCCCAACGGAUUCGCCGAUGGCGUCGAGGAGGUCGCACAGGACGCUACUGAUACCGCUGCUCCCAAUGGCGCUGAGGUAGCGGCUGAAGCUACCGAGACCACCGUUGAGGCUUGA